GUAUGCUUGACCAAUCUUGUAGAUAGAAUAACUGGAAUGGAUUUUUUAAAUAUUUUGAAACAACAAAUAUACGAAAAUGUUAAAGAAGAUUCUCUUAAACUUACUGAGGAGAUAAACUGGUGUGACUUUUCCACGGACGAAACUGGCAGCCAAACUUCAAAUGAAACUCUUAGUCACGACAAUUCGUUGUACGUCGGAAAUUUGGGUUUGAAUGUGAGACAAGUAGAUUUAUACAAUUACUUUUGCAAAUAUGGUGAGAUAAAAAGCGUGCAUUUGAAAACAGACUCAGUGGGAAGAUUGAGAGGGUAUGCCUUUGUAAAUUUUGAAAGUUCCGAUUCCGUUGACAAAGUACUAUCUAGCGUACACUUCAUCGAAGGAAAGUUCGCAAAAACUGGUAGGGCUUUAGGCAAAUCUGCAUGUAAUGGACUUAAGCCGUUUCCUAAAGUCCAUCCAGUAAAACACUCUCCUAAUAAUUCAUCAAACAACUCUGAUAAGGUAUUGUUUGUCGGUAAUUUGGAUCAGUCAAUAGCUGAAGAGGAUUUGCAUACUUAUUUCUGCAAAUAUGGACAAAUCAGAAGAGUCGACUUGAAAAUAGAUUCCGUGACGGGUAGGCCAAGAGGAUAUGCCUUUGUAGUUUUCAAAACUGCCGAAUCGGUUGACAGAGUACUUUCGGGCAGUGUACAUAUAAUCAAUGAAAGAGAGGUUGAUGUAGGGAAAGCUUUGGGUAAAACCGGAGGAAAGGGAAACUCGAUUCCAAAAGUUUCCACUAAAACCCCCAAACACAAUGAAUCACUGAAUGGACAGCGUAACAAAUUGUACGUCGGAAAUUUGAGUUGGCACAUAACAAGAGAAGAGUUGAACAGAUAUUUCUGCAAAUACGGUGUAGUACAACAUGUUGACUUGAAAACAGACUCAUCAGGGAUGUCAAAAGGGUAUGCUUUCGUUCAUUUCAAAAACGCCGCAUCCGUUGACAGAGUGCUGCUAGAUGAUCCCCACUUAAUCAAAGACACAGUUGUAGACACUGGAAGGGCUUUAGAAAGACAUGGGAAAGUUUUCGUGGGUGGUUUACCAAGAGAAGUUUCCCAGAGUGACAUCCUAAACUAUUUCUCCGACUUCGGAAGAGUGAUCGAAAUAAAAACUCCUUACGACCCCGACAGUCGAGAGAGAAGAGGGUAUUGCUUUGUCACUUUAGACUCAGAACAAUCCGUUAGAGAUUUGAUGGGAAGGCCGGAACACGUCAUAAACGGGGUAACAGUGUCUGUGAAAAGGCAAAUCCGUGGAACCAAAGAAGAUAGGAGAGAAUUUUACGUGGGAUCUCAAGGUACUGAUUCUGAAAGUGACUCUGAAGAUGAUUUCUAAAAAUAUUUGUGUCAGGAUACAUUUGGAAUUGUCUUGAAAGAAUCUUAAAUCCGAAGAUCUCUUAGAAUUUGCUAAUCUUUUUUCUUUUGAUACUAUCCUAUAUCUUCUGUAAUUCAUUUUCUAUCAAUCACCCUUUAUUUCGUCUUUUAUGAAAGAUAUUUUCUCACUACAACUCCACUCAGAAACUAUUCCAUUUACAUAUUUUUUCCUCAAAUUUGUUUAUGCACACAAGAGUCCUUUGGUGAAUAGCUCCAAUAACAUAUGUUAAAUAUAGUUUUUGUCGAUUAAAUAUUGAAAAUAAAAUUAGUGUGCUCUAUGCUUUUUGGUGUGUAAUAAAAUAGUUUACGUUCUA
Messenger RNA from Macrosteles quadrilineatus (aster leafhopper), 1711 nucleotides. RefSeq names its product heterogeneous nuclear ribonucleoprotein D-like. Gene Ontology annotation, cellular component: nucleoplasm. The transcript has a single exon. Gene Ontology annotation, molecular function: RNA binding. Bases 37 to 1359 code for a protein of 440 amino acids. NCBI's taxonomy places the organism in Eukaryota, Metazoa, Arthropoda, Insecta, Hemiptera, Cicadellidae. The record is from RefSeq and is a predicted model, not a curated record. Gene Ontology annotation, biological process: regulation of gene expression.